Molecule: messenger RNA, 1177 nt
Organism: Notolabrus celidotus (New Zealand spotty)
Lineage: Eukaryota; Metazoa; Chordata; Actinopteri; Labriformes; Labridae
Gene: fahd1
Product: fumarylacetoacetate hydrolase domain containing 1
Exons: 2
Coding region: 228-890 (220 amino acids)
Cellular component (GO): mitochondrion
Molecular function (GO): acetylpyruvate hydrolase activity
Source: RefSeq, a predicted model, not a curated record
ACCAGAAAAGUUUGGUUCUGUUUCACUUCCGCAUCCACCCCCUCUUCAACUUUGACCUCCAAGACUCGACCAAACGAGUGUGGAGUAAUGGAUCCAGAGUAAUUACCGGUAAUCACCCAAAGAUGUUACCGUAGGUUAAUGUUUAGGCUUCAUUGACAGUCGGUCGAAGUUUGUUUUAACUGCAGCCGACCGCCUCAAAGCGGCUGAAACUUCCACUUUCCUCCACAAUGUCAACGCGAAAUAUCUCUCGAUUUUGGGAAUGGGGAAGGAAGAUAAUAUGUGUUGGGAGAAACUACGCCGACCACGCAAAAGAGCUGAAAAAUGCGAUUCCGACAGAGCCCGUCCUGUUUUUGAAGCCACCUUCAGCUUAUGUCAGAGAGGGGUCCCCUAUCCUGGUGCCCUUGUACUCCAGCAACCUGCACCAUGAGGUGGAGCUGGGAGUAGUCAUCGGGAAAGGGGGCACAGCCAUCCCUCAGUCUGCCGCCAUGGAGCAUGUUGCAGGCUACGCUUUGUGCUUGGACAUGACAGCCCGGGACAUCCAAGACGAGUGCAAGUCAAAGGGUUUGCCCUGGACCCUGGCCAAAGCUUUCAACACCUCUUGCCCUGUCAGUGAGUUCAUCCCCAAAGAGCGCAUCCCUGACCCAGGGAGCGUCAAGCUGUGGCUGAAAGUGAACGACCAGCUGAAACAGAGCGGCUGCACCUCCCAGAUGAUUUUUUCUAUUCCCUAUCUGAUCAGCUACAUCAGCGACUUUAUCACUCUAGAGGAGGGGGAUCUCAUCCUGACCGGGACCCCUAAAGGAGUCUCCGCCGUGCAGGAGCAUGAUGAGCUGCAAGCUGGGAUCGAGGACGUUGUCACCAUGAGCUUCAAAGUGGACAGACCAGAUCAUUAGAAAACACAAACGUCUGUAAGGACAGGAAGUGAAUACACAGACUCAGAAUUAUCAACGCAAAGUCGGAUCCUUUCUCUCUGUUUUUAAUAUUUUAGGGGACCAGCAGGUGUCAGUGCUGUGCCAUCGGGACCAUAUCCCACAUGUAUUUUAUUCUAUCCUGCACAGUACUUGAAAAUAAGUUUAGAAAGCAGGGUUUGCUUGCAUUGAUUGAUUUCACCGACGUAAAUGUGCUUGUGAUCAGUUUUGUUUGACCUUACACAUUGAUAUAAAAAUCAUUCAUCAUCCAA